Messenger RNA from Drosophila miranda, 714 nucleotides. RefSeq names its product coiled-coil-helix-coiled-coil-helix domain-containing protein 2 (gene Chchd2). The record is from RefSeq and is a predicted model, not a curated record. Gene Ontology annotation, cellular component: mitochondrion; nucleus. NCBI's taxonomy places the organism in Eukaryota, Metazoa, Arthropoda, Insecta, Diptera, Drosophilidae. Gene Ontology annotation, biological process: mitochondrion organization.
UUUUGUUUUUAUAUCCCAAUAGCUCUGCUCCAGCACCCGCUCGCGCUGCCGCCCCAGUGCCGGCACGUGCUGCCGCCCCACCACCGCCGCCAGCACCCAUGGCCGCGCCACCAAGCGCCGUCGGAAUGCGCCCCCAGCAGCCUUCGAUGUUCCAGCAAAUGGCCGCCACCGCUGGCGGUGUUGCAAUUGGCUCCGCCAUCGGUCACACCGUGGGCCACGGUCUCACAUCCAUGUUCAGCGGCUCUGGCGACAAGGAAGCAGCGGCCCCAGCACCGGCUGCCGCGGCGCCCCCGCAACAACAGCAGCAGUACUACGCUCAGCCCAACGAACCCCAGGGUGCUUGUGCCUGGGAGAUGAAACAGUUCAUCCAGUGCGCCCAGGGCCAGGCGGAUCUGACGCUCUGCGAGGGAUUCAAUGAGGCGCUGAGGCAGUGCAAGUCUCAGAAUCACAUGCAGUAGAUGUGCUGGAAGACAACACAACAACAACAACACAACAGCAUACUUGAGAGAACACCCUCGUCCUACGUCACCAACAUCGACAGACAUCAAUAGUCGUAAUAUGUUGAGCUAAAGUUGUAGUUUUUUUUUCGUUAGUUUUAAUUGUUUAGCCCGAGAAUCCAGAAAAGGAGGAAAAUUGUUUAACUGUAGUGCAAAAUAUUGUUCAAUAGAAACCCCAUCGGCAGCCCCAUUGCUGCCGAUCAAAAAAAUACGAAAA